Messenger RNA from Monopterus albus (swamp eel), 3669 nucleotides. RefSeq names its product sex comb on midleg-like protein 4. Gene Ontology annotation, biological process: negative regulation of DNA-templated transcription. The transcript has 9 exons. The record is from RefSeq and is a predicted model, not a curated record. Bases 262 to 1521 code for a protein of 419 amino acids. Gene Ontology annotation, cellular component: nucleus. Gene Ontology annotation, molecular function: histone binding; chromatin binding. Lineage: Eukaryota; Metazoa; Chordata; Actinopteri; Synbranchiformes; Synbranchidae.
AGUUAUAACAACACAGUAACUGCACUUCAGCUUCCCUGUUUACCCCUCCAAGGUUCAUAAACUGGAGCUCACUGCUGCGGAAAGUUACGAAAAUGUCAAAGAUUACGAAGUGACAACUAGUCUGACAGAGCAGGACAAAAACAGGGAAACCAAGCACUCACACAUAUACAGUAUUACGGUGGAAUCCGCCUUGCUUUGAGAUCUGUGCUCUACUACAGGAAAUACAGCACGGAGCGUAGGGAUACUCCACGUCUGGUUUGGAUGCUACAAAUGAGUGUACCUGCAACAGCGGCACAGAAAUCAGACAGCAACAACAGUGAAAUGCAAUCAGCUGCAGUAGCUCCCUCCUUCAUCCCCAGCCAGUCAGGGAAGAUACCGGGCAGGAAGAGAGGGAGACCUCCACUCCGCAAUGUCGCCAAGAUGGAUUUUCCUAAUCGUUACCCAGAUUCGCUCCCUCCGCUCAAAGUGCCAAAGAAGAGAGGGAGAAAGCCGGGCUUCAAGCUCAAACCCAGGAUGGUGAUGACACCGCUGGCUAUCUCUCCACCCAGCAGCACCCCUGAGCCUGAUAUGAGCUCCAUUCCUCAGGAUGCUGCCACUAUCCCUCACUCUGCCACACCCCAGGUGCUCACAGUCUGCAUCUACAUCAACAAGCAGGCCAACACGGGUCCCAACCUGGACAGAAAGAAGAUCCAGCAGCUCCCUGAUCACUUCGGACCCGACAGGCCCUCCGUGGUGCUGCAGCAGGCCGUCCAAGGCUGCAUCGACAGUGCCUUCCAACAGAAAACAGUGUUCACUCUCCUCACACAAGGCUACGGGGGAGAAAAAAUAUCAGGUGUUGUACAAAGACCCCCCUCAGCCACAUUUGAUGGGAAGCAGCAUCUUCUGAGCCUCCCUGUUGUGAACAGCAUCGACUAUGUGCUUCGUUUUCUGAAGAAGCUGUGCCGCAGCUUGCAAUGUGAAAACCUCUUCAGUGAUCAGCCCAUUACCCAGCACAGUAGUGGCUCCUACCAGUCAGAUGCUGAAACAACUAUGGGCGACGACUACCACUUAGACCAGUCAGAUGGAAAACGCUACUCCGUGGACCCCGGCGAUUCUGCUUUCAGUUCCAUAAGCUCAUCCUACUCACCAAAGUCCUCCUACGGGUUUCGAUCGUCACAGCAGUUCUCCAACAGCUCAGCCUCAAUGAGCAUGUGCAGGCAGUCGUCCACCAGCCCUAACACAUUCCCAGAGAGCAACAGGACAGGGGGUUAUAACAAUGCAUCUCCGGAGUCCCAGGAGUCCAAGGCUCCCCCCAAUAAGGACCCAUCCACCUGGUCUGUGGAAGAUGUCAUCUGGUUCAUCAGGGAUGCAGACCCCCAGGCUCUAGGCCCCCAUGCGGACGUCUUUAGAAAACAUGAGAUCGACGGAAACGCCUUGUUACUCCUAAAGAGCGACAUGAUCAUGAAGUACCUCGGACUGAAGCUGGGACCAGCCCUGAAACUUUGCUACCACAUCGACAAACUAAAGCAGACUAAGUUCUGAAAACCCUAUACCAUAUCUAUCUUCCACAAACCCAACAGUACAUUUGACAAGGGAUAUGUGUGGGGACCCCAGGUCUGUGAGCCAACUGGAAGAGAGUAGGGUCCCAAAGCGUGAGGUGCAACACUUCCUUUUUACACCACAAUAAAAGCUCCUUUUCACUUAGAAGUAAUACUAGAACUUCAGUGUAAAAAUCCUAGAAAUUUUAAGUAUUACAAGGCAAAUAUAACUGUCAGUCUUUAUGAAGAUGUUUAAAACCAACAUUAGCAUCUUACCAUUAGCAUGAUGUCAAAAAGUAGGAGUAGAGUCAGAACGUAAUGCUGACAUUGUAGGGCUAACAUAAAUGAUUGCAUCUCCAACAGCACCUGCAUUAUAAGUAAUGUCAGCCAGGUUGCAGUUUUUUAAGUAUUUUUAAAGUAUUUCUUUCCCAUCUAACGCACUAUAAAAAGUGGUUUUGUUAGUUUUUUUUACCUGAGGAAAAAUAUUAGGUUAAAUCUACUACUUACCCCUGUAAUAACUGGCCUUUUGGCCCAUUGGUGGCAGUGGAAAUACAGUAAUCUGUGAACACAACACUGACAUACAGUCAUCUCUGAAGUUAAUAUGGCAACUAUUCCAAUCCAGCAUUUACAGAGCAAUAUUAUCAUUCAUUUAAAGUUAUGGCACUGACACCUGGUAAAUGUAAAUGCCCACUCUCUUUUAGCUCAGUUUUUUUUUUGUCUCUAUUAACUCCUGAGGAAAAUAUCUAGCUUUUUUAGCUAUUAGCACCUAGUCAUUACCUGUGCGGGUCUGCUCUUUGGUGCUGUGCAGGUGGUGUAGUGGGUUGCUACCUGCUGUGGCUGAAAAUGGCGCUGUGAGAGCGAUAAGAGUGACUCAGAACAUUAGAGUUGCAGGCCAGACAGCUAAACAAUUAGCUUAAAUGCAAUUUAAAAAGUUCAGGUGAUAAUUCUUUGCAGGUUCGUCUCCUUUCAAAUUAGCAUUGAAAUAUUGUAAUUAUAAAAAAUAUAGAUUUUAAAGACUUGAGCACAGAAAGUUUGUGUGAACAUUUUUAAAUCUGGUUAAAUAAAUGGUGAAAAAAGAACAGAAGUGACGUCCCUCACUGAAGGAAGUAGGCAUCCUACUCUGGACCUUACUCAGUCUACAUUUGGACCAGAUUUCAGACUAAAACCCUUUAGACUGUGGAAUGCAUCCUCAAUAUUACAUGAUAACAAAAUGUAAUCAGUAAAAGAAGGCCAGGGUAAGCGAACGUUUUGUUUCACAAGCCUUCGUGAGCAGCACAUAUAUAGUAUAAUCAUCAUCUGACAAGAAAUGUAUAAGAGAAAACACUUUAUAACUUAUGAUUGCUCACACUUUGUCAGAUCUCACUAUAGGAUCUUGUUUACUUGUAUUUACCAAGGUGAAAACAUAUCUAUAACUGUACUGAAAAAUGGUGCAUUUAAAUACCACGUUGCUUUUCGAUUGAUAGAUUUAGAAAAUCCUUUUGGUACUAUUUUUCACAUUACCUUGUAACAAAAUUGUAAUGUUCCCAUUGGGUUUGUCAUUCUUUUUUUAUUAUUGUUUUACUAUUAAAAAGCAAGCAAAACAUAACAUAGAAAGACAGCAGCUCUCUUGUUAGUAUGUAUAAAGAAAAAUGAGAGUAUUUGUGAAUGUGAUAUAUUUAUGUUUCAGUAUGCAAGAAUGUUACAUGCCAAUUAUCUCCAUAUACUUUACAUGUAUAUGAACAUUUUAAAUUCUUUUGUUUCUAUUUUUUUUAUGCAUCAACAUUGAUACAAGUUUUCAAAACACAUCGAGCACUUAAAUGUUACACUGAGAAAACCUAAAUGGCGAUGUACAUGGGUAUAUAAUAUAGUACUGCCUUUGUAUACCACUUUGGUGUACAGUAUGCAUCCUUUUGUAACCAAUUAACCUUUGUAAGUGAAUGCUGCUGUAAAGAUAUUACAUGUAAGCCAUGACUGGUGAGAUCAAGCGAUGUUUUAUUUUGAAAAUCACAACAAAUAAAGAGUUUUAGAGAAAGCUGAGUGGAUCAGUAGCUACUCAAUGCUGGUGCUAAAAAAAUCAUCUAUGUAUUAAACUGUUUGCUUUUGUGUUUGUGAGAUGUAAUGGAAAUCCUAUGUGUACACUGUACUGUAUGUGAGUAUUAAAUUAAGAACUCGA